Messenger RNA from Capsicum annuum, 2580 nucleotides. Its product is annotated as SPX domain-containing membrane protein At4g22990. Gene Ontology annotation, biological process: transmembrane transport. Lineage: Eukaryota; Viridiplantae; Streptophyta; Magnoliopsida; Solanales; Solanaceae. The transcript has 12 exons. Gene Ontology annotation, cellular component: membrane. The record is from RefSeq and is a predicted model, not a curated record. Bases 370 to 2466 code for a protein of 698 amino acids. Gene Ontology annotation, molecular function: transmembrane transporter activity.
ACUCACCCCCACCCCAACCACAACUCCUCUUCUUUAAUUUUGCUUACAAAACCCCCCACAAAGAUUCUUGAAUUUCUUGUUCUGCACACUCCAUUUAUACUGCACAAGUACUUUCCAUACUCAUUAGACACUACUGAGAUAUUGCAUCAACAAUAUCACUAGUUCUUAAUUUGCUCUCUCAAGCUAAUUUUAACAUUUGUUGAGCGUAUAAAAAACAAAGAAGUCAACAUCAAGAAUCCAGGAGGGAGACAAAAAGAGGAUUAUGUCCCAGAUUGCAAGUUGUGAGCGCCAUGUGUAUCCAUACACUGAAAAGGGGAGCCUUGUGUGGCUGUCUUUUUCAUAAAAAUUAGCAUCACCUGCUAGUGAAAGAUGGUUAAUUUCGGGAAAAAGUUGAAAGAAACUCAAAUUCAAGAAUGGCAAGGAUAUUACAUUAACUACAAGUUGAUGAAGAAGAAAGUAAAAAACUAUGUGCAGCAGAUUGAAGUUUCCGAACAAAGUCGCGAGUAUGUUCUAAAGGACUUUUCAAGGAUUCUAGAUAAGCAGAUUGAAAAGAUUGUCCUAUUCCUGUUGGAACAACAAGGGGAACUGGCAAGUAGGUUAUUUAUUCUUGGGCAAGAGCAUGAUGUCCUAGUGCAGCAACAAGAUGGUUCAAAAUUAUCUGAACUUCAAGAGUCAUACAGAGAUGUAGGCAGAGAACUUCUGCGGCUUCUCUUUUUCGUGGAAAUGAAUGCCAUCGGUGUGCGCAAGAUACUGAAAAAAUUUGACAAGAGAUGUGGUUAUAAAUUCACCAAUUACUUUGUCAAGACUCGAGCAAAUCAUCCUUAUUCGCAGCUGAGACAAAUAUUCAAGCAUGUGGGCAUUUCAGCUGUAGUUGGAACCAUAUCUCGCAAUCUUGCGGAUCUUCAAGAAGACAAGGGGAACUAUACUUCAAUAUAUGAUCACCCGGGUCUGGCUCUUCAGGACCCGAUCAUUGGUUCUAUUAAUCAAGCCGUGGAUAGACUAACAAAUUCAACUGAUUUCCUUCACUAUUUGGGGAAACAUGCACUUAUUUUACCAGAAGAACUACCAACUCCUUCUGAGGAUCAUGCUGCAAAUGAGAGAUAUCACUUGAUGUCACUUGUUCUGAACUUGGCCAAUGCGUUCUUGUAUAUGGUUAACACAUACAUAAUAGUCCCAACAGCAGAUGAUUACUCUUUGAGUCUUGGAGCUGCAGCAACUCUUUGUGGGGCCGUGAUUGGGUCUAUGGCUGUUGCCCAGGUGUUCUCUUCAGUGUAUUUUAGUGCAUGGUCAAAUAAAUCCUACAUGAAGCCUCUUGUUUUCAGCAGCAUUGUCCUUCUUGUUGGGAAUACCUUAUAUGCGCUGGCUUAUGAUUUCAACUCAAUAUACUUACUUCUAGUUGGACGUCUAUUUUGUGGGCUUGGUUCGGCAAGAGCAGUUAAUAGGCGCUAUAUCACUGAUUGUGUUCCUCUCCACUUGCGAAUGAAGGCUUCGGCUGGUUUUGUAAGUGCAAGUGCACUUGGAAUGGCAUGUGGUCCAGCUGUUGCCUGCUUGCUUCAAACUAACUUUAAGUUCCUGAAGAUCACUUUUAACCAAGACACUUUACCUGGAUGGAUAAUGGCUCUUUCAUGGUUUCUUUACCUGUUAUGCUUGUGGACUACCUUUAGUGAGCCUCCAAAGGAGGAAAUAGAGGAUGCUCCGCUACCAAAAGCCAAUAGUGGGCUGAUUGAAAAUGGUUCACUGCAGAAAGUUAUUACCCAGCCACUGCUUGUAAGUGAAGAGGAGAUGAAACAAGAUGAAGAUGAAGACGAGGAUUGUGAUAAUAGUGAAGAAUCUUCAGAGGAGAUCCAAAAACCUGUUACUUCCAUCGUCUCUGCAUAUAAGCUGCUUACCCCAUCAGUGAAGGUUCAAUUGCUCAUAUACUUUAUGUUGAAGUAUGCGAUGGAGAUUUUGCUAGCUGAAUCAAGUGUCGUCACCACGUACUACUUCAUAUGGUCAACAAGCAAUGUGGCCAUUUUUCUUGCAUGCCUUGGGUUGACUGUCCUUCCGGUGAACAUUCUCGUUGGAAGCUACCUCAGCAACAUUUUUGAAGAGAGACAGGUUUUGCUUGCGUCGGAAAUCUUGGUGUGCUUGGGAAUAGUUCUGAGUUUCCAUGUCGUGAUCCCAUAUUCUGUGCUACAAUAUGUCGGUUCAGCUCUAAUCACAUUUGUGGCUGCUGAAGUACUCGAAGGCGUUAACCUUAACCUCCUAUCUCGAGUCAUGUCUUCAAGGCUUUCUAAAGGAACCUAUAAUGGCGGACUACUUUCAACAGAAGCGGGAACUUUAGCUCGAGUAUUUGCAGAUAGUACUAUAACCCUGGCAGGAUACUGGGGAAUGAGUAGACUUUUGAAUGCCACAUUGUUACCUUCACUAUUCAUCUGCAUUUUCUCCAUCAUAGCCACUUGCUUUACUUACAAUUCUAUGUAUUAAUCAUCAUAUCCAACCUUUCUCUAGCUCUUGUACAUAGAGUAACUAUCUAACUUGAAAACUACCAAUAUGAAGUUAUACUACUAUUAUAUAUGACUUCCAAAAUCUUUAUUUUGA